Molecule: messenger RNA, 1396 nt
Organism: Neocloeon triangulifer
Lineage: Eukaryota; Metazoa; Arthropoda; Insecta; Ephemeroptera; Baetidae
Product: AH receptor-interacting protein
Exons: 5
Coding region: 189-1133 (314 amino acids)
Molecular function (GO): peptidyl-prolyl cis-trans isomerase activity; protein binding
Source: RefSeq, a predicted model, not a curated record
GACCAGCUGGGACGGUGUGUUUGGAAAUAGCAAAUUAAACAAAGUGUUUUCUGGAUAGGGUGAAGCAGCUUGACACGCGCUCUCCGAUACAUAAUAAUUCAGAAGAGUGGUCAUUCAUUACGGCUCGAUAACAGAAGGGGUCGUGCAGGUGAUCGAUAGCCCCAAAGAACAACAAGCGGCCGGUCGAGAUGGACCUUUCGUUGAUUCAAAAGAAAAUUCUGUACGCAGGAAAGGAGUUCCGGCCUAUAAAAGCAGGCACAAAGGUGCACUUUCACUUUGUCACCAAGAGAUGUGACGAUCAAACAGUGCUCGAUGACAGCAGGAAGAUGGGAAAGCCUAUGGAGCUUAUUUUGGGGAAGAAAUUCAAGCUGGAGGUUUGGGAGGCGAUAAUACAGCAAAUGAGCUUGAAUGAAGUUGCACAAUUUACUGUUGAUAAAAGUCUGGUUGCAUCUUAUCCGUUUGUGUCAAAAACCUUGAGGGACUCGUACAAACCAAAAGAGCACAGAAAUCAUCACUGCUGUGGUGUGAGUUUGCAAACCGAGGGAAUCGGAUACGACGACCUGAACUUUCUGAUGAAAGAACCGUGCGAUCUUGAGUAUACAAUGGAACUGCUAAGCGUAGAAGACGACUAUAAAAAGGAAACUUGGCAGUUGAGCGAAAAUGAAAAGGUCGAUUUAGUGCCGCAACUCAAGGAAGAGGGAAACGAGCUGUACAGGAAGGGACUGAAUAAAGAGGCUGCAGACAAGUAUUCUGAAGCCCUUGCCAUACUUGAGCAUCUCAUGUUAAAAGAAAAACCAGGUGACGAGGAGUGGAAUGUCCUAAAUGCCCAAAAACUUCCUCUCCUACUCAAUUUUUCCCAAUGUCGACUCAAUCAGGGAGAAUUUUACACCGUUAUUGAGCAUUGCACAACUGUGCUUGAAAAAGAGCCCGAAAAUGUGAAGGCGCUUUAUAGAAGGGGAAAGGCUCACAUUGGAGCUUGGAAUCCGGCUGAAGCAAGAAAAGACUUGCAAAGAGCAGCUGAACUUCAGCCUAGUUUAGCACAAGCAAUUUCGGUCGACUUGAAAAGUUUGGAAGAGGAAGAAAGAAAACGAGACGCAGAGGACAAAGCUCGAUUCGCUGGCAAAAUGUUUUGAAGAUUUUCUCAUAAGACUAAUUCAAGAUAGAUAUUUUUACUGAAAUCUAUAUUUCUCAAAUUAUAUUUACGCAUGUUAAAUGUUAAAAACUUUGGCUUAUUAAAUAUGCCAAUAGUCACUAAAGGCACUAAAGUAUGGCAAUAAGAUUAAACAACUGACCUUAAUCUUCUGUUUCAUCUUUGUUAGAAAGAUCCAUUUGCAAGACGCUCUUCAUUGAUUUCUUUGCUGGUUGAUCUAAUAAAUUUAAAAACAAAGUAUAAAUG